GCGCACAUUGAGUAAAAAAUGGGCAGCAGAUCAACAUACGAGAGGGAAGGAAGGGUAAAUAUGCUAACUGAAAUGUGCGCUCUCACAAGGCAGAGAGCAUCAACUGGUUUAGGGUUUGAUAUGGAUUGUGGAGCAGCUAGAGCAGGCAACCGAAGCUUCAGCCGAAAGGGGGCUAAGAGGGAUAGGGACGACACGGGCAGGGAAGGAGAUGAACCUCGUCGAAGAUUUGGUGGGAAAGCCUUUCAAACUAGCGCAAUGAAGAAGAUGGUUAAUGAGUCGCUGGCAUCUGAAGCUAAGCAACCACAGGGAAGUCCUUGAACACAAG
Molecule: messenger RNA, 325 nt
Organism: Oldenlandia corymbosa var. corymbosa
Lineage: Eukaryota; Viridiplantae; Streptophyta; Magnoliopsida; Gentianales; Rubiaceae
Source: the annotation of a GenBank genome assembly